ACGUGAUAAGUUUCAAAAAUCAAAAGACAAAAAAGGUUUACACCGUAGGAGUCUCCUAGAAUACCGCUUUGUGGAACCUCCAUUCUCAAAAUCCAUAACAAACAAAACUUUUCCCCUUUUCACUUCUUCUUCUUCUUCUUCUUCGUUUGAUACUCUUAUCUCUUCCUUCUUCUUCAUAUAAACCACUCGAGAAGGGUUUUUCUUUUCUUCACAAGAAAAACUGCAAAAGAGAAACAUGAGGAAGAAACUGGAUACACGUUUCCCUGCUGCUAGGAUUAAGAAAAUCAUGCAAGCCGAUGAGGAUGUAGGGAAGAUUGCUAUGGCUGUGCCUCUUCUAGUUUCUAAAGCAUUAGAGCUAUUCCUGCAAGAUUUGUGUAAUAGGACAUAUGAUAUAACUCUUAGGAGAGGGGCAAAGACCAUGACUGCUUUGCAUUUAAAGCAUUGUGUCCAGACAUUUAAUGUGUUUGAUUUUCUGAAAGAUAUUCUCAACAAGGUUCCUGAUUUAGGUGGUUCUGGUGCGACGGGUGAUGAUCGUUCUAUCCCUAAGAGGAGGAAAGUUGCGGAAGGUGAUGAUAAUGACAGCGAUGAGGAGCAAAAGAGAAAUAAGAUGCUAGAGGCCAGAAAUACUAGUGGCAGAGGAAGGGGUAGGGGGAGAGGUAGAGGUCGUGGCCGAGGACAUAGAACAGCAGAUCAUGAUCAUGAAAUGAUUUCACCUGUCAAGUUUGAAGAUGAAUCUGAUGUAUUGAAGCAAAAUGGCAAGCACACACAUAGCAGUGAAAGCCCGGAAAAUGUGUUGGAACAUGAAGAAGUUAAGCCGAGUUUGUCGGUUAGCAGGCCAGCCGAAGCGUGUGUAAGGAAUAUCGACUUAAAUAUGGCUCCAGUUGAUGAGGAUAUGGAUUCGUUCGACACACAAGCUCCAGUCCCAGUAAUGGAUUCAUCGGACACACAAGCUCCAGUCCCAGUAAUAGAUUCAUCAGACGCACCAACUCCUGUUCCGGUUACUUCUUCUGCAAAACAAACAGUAGAAGAGAAGCACGAGGAAUACCCUGGAUGGUCCUUCUCGGACAUGGAAAAAAUGAGCAUCGACACCAUUCAGUUGGCGAACAUAAACGGAAGGAUAGAUGAAGACGACGAAGAUUAUGAUGAAGAAACAUAGGUGAGUCACUCAGCAUUAGUUUAACUAUGAAAUAGUGUGAUUUGUAAGUUCUGAUUGGAGAACUAGAGUUAGAUCUUUUAGGACUAGAGAGUUAUGACAGAUCCUUAGUGUUUAGGAAGGUUAGGAUGGAGAUUGCAUUUGAUGAUUACCCUCCUUACUACCUUAGUUUAGAGUUAAAAAAAAAUGUAGAGAUGGUUUCUUCUUAGAAAUGUUUCACCUUAAUGUAAUUUGAUAAGUUAUUAGUUUAUCAUCUGAUGGAGGGAUUGCUUAUGGUAGGCAUUGUAUUAGAUUUUAUGGUUCAAAAUCUAAUGAAGGUGCCUCCCUUAAGCAAUCCCUUUCCAAUUCACUAUAUUUGUAUGUGUGCGACCCCAACAUUCCCUACUUGUUUGAUUGUUGCUGAGCAGUUUUUGGAUUUCAAACUCCUCCCCAGAACGUAAUUUUAAUGUGGCCGAUUUCCCU
Messenger RNA from Arachis stenosperma, 1615 nucleotides. RefSeq lists its product as uncharacterized. Bases 236 to 1156 code for a protein of 306 amino acids. Gene Ontology annotation, molecular function: protein heterodimerization activity. Gene Ontology annotation, biological process: regulation of DNA-templated transcription. NCBI's taxonomy places the organism in Eukaryota, Viridiplantae, Streptophyta, Magnoliopsida, Fabales, Fabaceae. The record is from RefSeq and is a predicted model, not a curated record. Gene Ontology annotation, cellular component: nucleus. The transcript has 6 exons.